This is a messenger RNA of Prorocentrum cordatum, 4065 nucleotides long. The record is from the annotation of a GenBank genome assembly. NCBI's taxonomy places the organism in Eukaryota, Dinophyceae, Prorocentrales, Prorocentraceae.
AAGGGCAUGCGCAGGGCGGCGGGCCAGAGCCAGUCGGUGAAGAAAGCAGAGAAGGCGGCAAUGAAGGCCGCGGACAACCCUCCCAAGCCGCAUACCAUGCACAAGGGGCAGAAACACGUCAUCGACGCGCUGAGGAAGCACGGCCACUUGCCAGAGUGGGCGGGGGCCAGCUGCCCGCAUUGCACUAAUGGCACCCUCGGCAAGCUCAACAAGUGGUCUGAUAAGCAGGGCGGAUGGAGCCACAGGCGCAACCACAGCGGGUGCCAUCGGCGCGUCUUGCCGCGCGCGUUCCACCCGAUCUUCGUGGCGGGCACAGGGCAAUCGCACGCGCCCCCGCGAGAUCAGGCGCCCGCCUUAUUCUUGUCCGUGGCGGGGGCCUCGCAGGUGCGCAUUGGGCGCCUCGCCCAGAAGAAUCACAAGAUGGACGGCGGCCCCAGCCCUGUCGACUGGGAGCAGCGGGGCGGGAUCGUGGAGAAAAGCGCCCCAGACGCGCUCGUGCUCUUUAGGCUGGAGCCCGCGAAGACGAGGAAGAGGGCGCCAGGCCCAGGGGCCACUCGCAAGCGGGACUGGAUGCCCGCGGCGAAGGAGUGGCUCAAGGGCCGCCGCGUCAUUCUGCACGCGGACGGCGCGCCCAAAAAGAAGUUGUGGGUGAUGGCGGGGGCGCAGGUAAUCGACAACUGCUGGCACGGUCUCCGCAAGCACCUCGGCAGCGUCAAGGUCGUGAAUACAAAGCUUCUCCGCCAGAAGACCCAUUCGUUCCAGUGGGAAUAUUGGAACCGCGGUGCCGACUACUGGCAGCGCACGGGGGACAUGCUGAGCGACUUGUGGCACAAGGCCUACGCCCGCUCCAUCUUUCUCGCCUCGCCAGCCAUGGCCGGCGCCCCUGCCGGCCAGGUUCCCUCUUUGGGGCAGCUCGCAUACGACGCCGCCGGCGACGGCAAGCUGACCGUCGAGGAGGCGAGCUUGAUGGCCAGCGGGGGCAAGUUGGACGAUCACCCUUCGAAGUGCGUCAGGAAGGACAGGUUGUCUUCCGCUGGUGACCUUUCAAUGUUGAACCCCCCCUUGGUGCCGAUCGCACAUUCGAGCACUGCGAAGUUGAUAGCAUUCGCCGACGUCGCGUCCAACUACGGGGGCCCAAUUGACUUUGAUAGGGUCCACGAGCUGCGCUGCAAUGGUAAUUUCAAGGGCUUGCAGGGCCCGUUGUCUCUCAAGAAGGAGCCUGCCAUUCCGCACACGACGCAGCUGUUCAUCAUGCGCGACAACCCCGCGGACUCCGAAUGCUCCACCCACCGCAUCCUCAAGAUUGUCAGCUUCGAGAAGAACACGCGUGACCGCCUGAAGGUAACGGCUGACGUUCCCAAGGCUUUCCUCAACCCCAAAGAGGAGGACGCUCUGCUGCGGGCUCGGUGGGGCGGCUGCGGUUUCGAGCAAAGGUCGCGCAGGCGAGCCGCUGCUAACACUUGCGACCGCGACGCGGAGAGGGCGGCGCUGGAUGCCGUGACGCGCAACAAGUACGACUUGGACCGCGUCAAGAAGAUCGUCGCCCCGUCGCUCGAGGAGGCGAAGACCGAGGAGGACUUCAAUGCCAUCCUCGCCAGGUCGCACUUUGUCGUGGUCACGGACCCCGGGGUGCCCUGGCGCGCGGCGUCCGCAGAUCUGGAGGGCGGCGCCGAGUUCACGCCGUGGCCCAACCCCAGAGCCCCCGACCUCUUCGCCAGCGAGGUGCGGGACACGUCGUCGCCCGCUGUCCGCCCGCUCCCUUCAGACUAUGCCGACAAGAUGGAAUGGUCUACCGGCUGCAUGAGCAGUCUGGCGGAGGGCCGUGACGUGCCCACGGUUGCGACGAUCCGCAUUGCCCCGAUGUUUGGCGAUGACCUUGCACGCGCGGUCUCCGUUGUCGGCAGCAUGUCAGGCUUCGUCGAGCCAGGCGCGGCGGCAAGCGCAUCGUCCGCCCCCGCGGCCGCUUCGGCGUCUCGUUCCGAUGGCGCGGCAGACGCACCAGCCGCGGCCGUUUCGGCGUCUCACCCCGACGACGCGGCAGACGCACCAUAUGAGGGCGACGCGUUCGGUCUCGGCGGCGGCAUGGAUGGGCCAGAGGAGAGCGCCCCCGCCGCAAGCGCCGCGCAGCCUGACAUCGUGGGACGUUGCGGGGAGCUGACGAAGGAGGACCAGGAUGAGCAGAUCGCCAUUUUCAAGAGCCUCGCCAGGGCGCGCCACGGCGCCUGCGAGGACUUGUGCUCGCCUCCGCCAGUGAAGAGGGCGAAGAGGCCCAUGGUGGGAUGCGGGGGUCCGCUGUCGAGAGUGGACGCCGCGGAGCAAGAGGCGAUAUUCGCCUCCAUCGUCGCUUCGGCCCGCAGGGGGGCGAUCGCCGUCGACGGCGACGACGACAACGACGGCGCCCUGGAGGCCGAGCUCGGGCGCCUGAUUGAACAGGGCGAUCAGGCCUCGGGGCCGGCGGCGGCGCCCCCCACCGAUGCCGAGUCGCCCCGCUGGGAAACCAUGGGCAACCCCGAACACGGCGCGGAGCAGUGCGACCGCAAGCUCGAGAACAACCGCGCGCGCAAGGCCAGAGUCAAAAAGGACAAGGCCAAAGCGGCGAAGCACAAGCUCAAGAUGCGAUUCCAGAGGCCGCUUUUGAAGAAGAUCGCGGACCUGGAAGAGCAGGCGGCGGACAACUGGGAGCUCGCCGAGAAGCGUGCGCGGUCCAACAAGCAGCUUCGGGAGCGAGCGCGGAAACAGACGAGGGAGCUGGCCGAGAGCAACGCGGCCGAGGAGAACGCACAGGCGAAGGGAGCUGCAGACGCGAAGGCCCUCAAGGCCUGGAAGUCCUGGUUCGAGGCUUUCUCGCGCGCGCGCGACCAGGAGCUGCCGCCGAAGGCGACGAAGCUUCUGAGGGACUGGGCGACUUGGCCGUUCCCCUUGCGCAAGAGGGGCAAGGACAGGAUGGGCCAGCGCAGGAAGCAAGCGGAGAAGGUCGAGUGCGCGCGCCACGGGAAGAAGACCGUGAAAUCCCGCAAGGAGCGCGAAACCUGGCGCCGCAACUACGACAGCUUCCACGGGAAAACUGCGGACCAGAUGGUAGACCUGCUCCUCGAGGAUGGCGUCCUGCUUGACUGGGAAGGCCGCACCUGCCCUCACUGCGGCGUCGGAACCUGCGGCGCGCGGGUGCACGAUGACAAUCGCGGCCCGCAUUGGCGAUGCAACGGCGGUAGGCUGCGCGGCAAGACCGUCGACCCGUGCACCGCCCACCCCGUCUUCAAGUCUGGCGGGGGUUGCCAAUCGUCGAGUUUGUCGACGAAGGCCAAGGUCCUCGUCUGCCUCACGCUCGGCAUGACCACCGCCCAGAUACACUUGCUGACAGGUGCCAACCACAAGAUGAUCGAGGACAUGAGCGCGGCCGCGGCAGCCGCGCGGCAGAUCUACGUGGAAAAGAACGAACCCAACAUUGUCUUCGGCGACGAAGCUCAGCGGCGCUGGUUCGACGUGGAGGCAGAUGAGUCGGUCUUCCGCGCCCAGCUGUCCGACGACGGUCGUUCCAAGACGCGGGAACAGUGGGCGGGCGUCGUCGAGCGCGGGCGCCCUGAUAGCCUCGUUCUGUGGAAGACCCAGUCAGACGGCACCGAGGCCAACGCGCCAGGCUCAGGCGCCAUCAAGAAGACGGAUUGGGCGCCGUUCCUAAAAAGCCGCUUAGAGAACAGGAAGGUCAUCUUGCACUCUGACGGGGCCCGCAGCUACAAGAUGCGCGCGUCGGGGCUCGUGCGCGACCACGUCGUGCACUGCAAGAAGCGGAAGAAGAUCGGCAGGAAGUGGGUUUGGUUGAAGCCAGUCUACUCGAAGGUUGUCACCCACAAGUUGCCCGACGGCUCCAAGAUCAGGGUAAAGACAGGGGCGCAGAUCAUCGACCGCGCCUGGAGGUCCAUCAAAACCCUCAUUGGCACGCGCACGGACCUCCCAGGCAGCAGGCGUCUCGCGGCUUCGGUUCGCUCGGCCCAGUUCGAGUACUGGAACAAGGGCAAGGAUAUGUGGGCGGCCACCGCGGAUGCCAUCUGGGAGGUCAUGGACGCG